This is a messenger RNA of Seriola aureovittata, 10075 nucleotides long. RefSeq names its product microtubule associated monooxygenase, calponin and LIM domain containing 3a (gene mical3a). Bases 685 to 8115 code for a protein of 2476 amino acids. The transcript has 47 exons. The record is from RefSeq and is a predicted model, not a curated record. Gene Ontology annotation, molecular function: protein binding; FAD binding. Lineage: Eukaryota; Metazoa; Chordata; Actinopteri; Carangiformes; Carangidae.
AGCAGAUCCAGGCAUUAGCAUACUGACAGAGUUCCAGCACUGCAGAUUUCUCUCUCUCUCUCUUUCUCUGUCUUCAAGCGCUCUCUCGCUUUUUAGUCUGCCGGUGAAAGACAGAAAGACAAGCGGAGCAGGGAGGAGGCCAAGUGUGAAACAAAUCCUUUGACAGACGAGAAAAGAGGAUAUCUUGUCUUUUCACUGAUCCCAGCAGAGAAUUCAGAAGCACUUGCGGCCUGACUGAGGAUCCCUCCCAUUUGGGAACCGGUGGAUGCGUGACAUCACCACCCUGCACCCACCCCUCCCUCCUUACUUCAUUGCAACUGUCCAAUCAGGGCCCAGGGAGCUCCGGUCACGUGAAAAUCCCCCUAGUCUCGGUUACCAUGACAACGAGCACUGGUCCAGGCAGCAUCUUGCUGUGGUGAGAAAGAGGAGGGGAAGAAGGCGGGAGGAGAGGCAGAAAGAGAAGGGGAAAGGGAGGGAGGAAAAUAGAAAGAGAACAAAUCCCAGCCAGAGGAAUACCUUUUGGAUCAUCAGCUUCUGCCUGUCUGCCCUCAGUACAAAUGAAGAUGCCUGAGGCCUGAGUUAAAGCCCUCCACCAGAGAGAGUGUGUUCCAGGGCUGGGGCUGGACCCAGAGGCCCCUGGCUCAGGGGGUGAAGGGCCCUCACAGCCCUGUGUGAGUCUGGACCAUGGGGGAUGGAGGCACUGGUGCAACUGGAGGAGAUGGGGUGAACCGGUCCCACGUGCUGUUUGACAACUUCGUCCAGGCGAGCACGUUUAAGGGCACGCUCAAGGCCUUCCAGGAGCUGUGUGACCACCUGGAAGUCAAGCCCACCGAGUACAGGGUCUUCUAUCACAAGCUCAAGUCCAAACUCAACUACUGGAAGGCCAAGGCGCUCUGGGCCAAGUUAGACAAGAGGGCCAGCCAUAAGGAGUACAAGAAGGGUCGUGCCUGUGCCAACUCAAAAUGUUUGAUCAUUGGUGCGGGGCCGUGCGGCUUACGUACAGCCAUCGAGCUGGCUUUCCUGGGGGCCAAAGUGGUGCUGCUGGAGAAGAGAGAUGCUUUCUCCAGGAACAAUGUGCUGCACCUCUGGCCCUUCACCAUCCAGGACCUCAGGGGCCUCGGGGCCAAGAAGUUCUAUGGGAAGUUCUGCGCUGGUGCUAUCGAUCAUAUCAGUAUUCGUCAGCUUCAGUUAAUGCUGCUAAAAAUGGCUCUCCUGCUGGGCAUUGAGAUCCAUGUCAACGUAGAGUUCAAGGGUCUUAUCGAGCCCCCUGAAGAUCAAGAGACUGAACGGAUAGGCUGGAGGGCUGAGGUCCAUCCCAAGACACACCCUGCCAGUGAGCUGGAGUUUGAUGUCAUCAUCGGAGCAGACGGAAGGAGAAACACACUACCAGGGUUUCGGCGUAAGGAGUUCCGGGGCAAGCUUGCCAUCGCCAUCACUGCUAACUUCAUCAACAGGAACACGACAGCGGAGGCAAAGGUCGAGGAGAUCAGCGGUGUGGCCUUCAUCUUCAACCAGAAGUUCUUUCAAGACCUCAGAGAGGCAACAGGUAUUGACCUGGAAAACAUUGUCUACUACAAGGAUGACACGCACUACUUUGUGAUGACUGCCAAAAAACAGAGCCUGCUGGAGAAAGGAGUCAUUCUGCAUGACUACGCAGACACAGAGCUGCUGCUCUCCAGAGCUAAUGUAGACCAGGCUGCCCUGCUGUCUUACGCCCGUGAGGCUGCGGAUUUCUCCACCAGCCACCAGCUGCCCACACUGGACUUUGCCAUCAACCACUACGGCCAGCCCGACGUAGCCAUGUUCGACUUCACCUGCAUGUACGCCUCCGAGAACGCCGCCAUGGUGCGCCAACGCAAUGGCCACAAGCUGCUGGUGGCGCUGGUGGGAGACAGCCUGUUGGAGCCCUUCUGGCCCAUGGGCACUGGCAUCGCUCGAGGUUUCCUGGCAGCCAUGGACUCGGGCUGGAUGGUGAAGAGCUGGGCUCAGGGAAAAACCCCUCUCGAGGUGCUGGCUGAGAGGGAGAGUAUAUACCGUCUACUGCCCCAGACCACACCAGAAAACGUCAGUAAGAACUUCAGCCACUACAGCGUGGAUCCGACCACACGUUAUCCCAACAUUAGCCUUAACUUCCUCAAGCCCAGCCAGAUGCGUCACCUCUUUGACACAGGGGAGUCGAGGGAAAUGCGCAUUGAAAUAGAGAAUGUUAUCAACACCUCAACACCCAAGUUGGCCAGGAAUGAAAAUUGCCUGCUUGACAAGCAGUUGCAAGAGUCUGUAGCUCGAUCUAGUAAACUGCUCAACUGGUGCCAGAGACAAACGGAGGGCUACAGGAAUGUUAAUGUAACAGACCUUACUAUGUCUUGGAAGAGCGGUCUGGCCCUGUGCGCCCUCAUUCACCGAUACAGACCGGAUCUCAUUGACUUCGACUCGCUGGACGAGCGAGACCAGGAGAAGAACAACCAGUUGGGUUUUGACGUGGCGGAGAAGGAAUUUGGCAUCUCGCCCUGCAUGACUGGCAAGGAGAUGUCUUCUGUGGUGGAGCCAGACAAACUCUCUAUGGUCAUGUACCUCAGCCAGUUCUAUGAGAUGUUUAAGGACACAGUGCCGCCUGGAGAUAACCACAACCUGAGUCCUGAGGAGAAGGCUGCACUGAUAGCCAGCACCAAGUCUCCCAUCUCAUUCCUUAGCAAACUUGGCCAGAGCAUAGCAAUAUCCAGGAAACGAAAUCCGAAGGACAAAAAAGAGAAGGAUGUAGACGGUUUGGGGAAGAGGAGGAAAACUAGCCAGUCUGAAGAUGAGGAAGUAUCCAGGACCGGUCGUGACGACAGGCCGUCUGUCCCUGCUGUCCUGUCUGAGAGAAAAAUGGACUGUGCUGCUGCAGGGAACCACAACAAAGUCAAGGUCAUGGCCACCCAGCUACUCGCCAAGUUUGAGGAGAACGCCCCCGCCCAGCAUACAGGACUCAAAAGACAGGGGGAAUCUCUGCCCAAUCUGGAUCGCCUUUUGCCCCCUUCCCCGCCCCAAACCCCUGUGAAUGAGCCAGUGCGCCUGGCACCUGUCCCAGCAUGGAGAAAGGCCAGAAGUGGUGCAGACCAACUGUCCAGCUCGGGCUCUCGGAGCUGCCCAAAGAAAACCAUUCUGCUCCCUUCUUCUUCCUCCACUUCCUCGCUCUCUCUUCACUCAGAGCCUUUAUGUAAAACUCCGGACGAAGAGGAACAUGAAUACUACGAAAGGCCUCUGAAAUACGGGGAAUGGGAGCCGCUGCACCUGCCAGACCCAGGACCCAUUCACAUACCUGGUAUACAGGAACGGGUUGACCGCCUGAUCUCAAAGUUUAAGGGCAAACCUGACAAGCCAAAACCAAAGCCUAAGAAAAAGCCGUCCCGUUUCUUUAUAGAGCAGUGGUACUUGUCCCGAGGCCUAACUGAGAGUCCUGGUUCACCACUAUCCUCUCCUGACUCUUCCAGAAAGGAGUCAGGAAGGCCUCUGAAUUCUGAUGACCAAAUGCCGUUAUAUGUGCUAAGUAUUCAGGAGAGGGCUGAGCAACUUGCCUCUCAGUUUGAAGGCAGGCCAGUCGCACCACAGCCUAAGAAAAAACCCUCUCGUCUUUUUAUGGAACAAUGGCACGUGGCCCGAGCCCAGAGUCCCCCUGAUUCUCCCCCUUCCUCCUCUGACACCUUGAGACAGCGCUAUGUAAGGAUGUACACAGGAGGAGUUAGCUCAUUGGCUGAGCAGAUAGCCAAUCAGCUUCAAUCUCAGGAAGACACCAAGCCCUUACCUGAAAAGAGGGAUUUGGGCUCUCUGAGAAAAGAGUUCCCGGUCAACAUCGGAGGCAGCGACGUUUGCUUCUUCUGUCGAAAGCGUGUGUACGUGAUGGAGAGGCUGAGUGCAGAGGGGAAGUUCUUCCAUCGCAGCUGCUUCAAGUGCGACUACUGUGGCACCACACUACGACUGUCCUCGUAUGCCUUUGAUGUGGAGGAUGGGAAAUUUUACUGCAAGCCUCACUACUGUUACCGUCUGUCUGGCUAUGCUCAGAGAAAGAGGCCUGCUCCCUCCCCUGCUCCAAUCACAGCCAAGGAGAACCAGGUGCCCCAAACUCCCACGUCGACCGUAGAUGCUCCCGGAAGGGCGAUGGCAGCGGCAGCGCCCUCGGCCGAACUCCAGCCCUCAGAGGUCAACGGACUACAGGAGCCGAGCCUCGCUAAACGACUGCGGGGAACUCCAGAGCGCAUCGAGCUGGAGAACUAUCGUGUGUCCCUGCAGAGGGAGGAGGAGCUGGAGGAGGUGCCUGAGGAGACGCUGGCGGAACACAACCUCAGCAGUGUGUUGGACAAGGCUACGGAUGCUGACCUGGGCUCCAGUAGCUCAGAGUCAGACAUGGAGGAGGAGGAUGAGCAGGAGGAUCAGGAUCAGGAGGAGGUGGAGGUGGAGGUGGAGCAACAGCAGCUUCCCAGUCCCUCGGACCUUGGCGGUGUUCCCUGGAAGGAGGCGGUAGAGCUCCACGCCAAACUGAGAGGUGACCUCGGAGACGAGGGUGAGGGCGAAGGCGAGGGUGAACCUCAGGGCGAUGCAGUCAGCAGAGACGGUGAAGUAGAUGAAGAAGAGGAAGACGAGGAGGAGGAGGAGGAGGAUGAAGAUGAGGAAGAUGAUGAGGAGUCAAGCGAUGAGGGGGAUUACUGCCCCUGGGAUAGAGAGCUCCAGUCAGGCCUUUGGCUGGACAAGUACCUCACAGAUGAAGAGGAUGUUGGUACAUUUAAAGCCAGGAACCUACAGAUCCAACAAGCCCUGCAGCCUGUGGAUCCCCAGGCCAUUCCAGGUUUGGUGAGAACACACCUGGACUCUGACGGAGACAAGGACGGCCUGACGGCCUCGGCCUCCCAACUCUCCCAACCCUCUGAGCUCACGCAGCCCUCCUCCACAGCACCUGCCCACACAUCCGCCCGACACGAGGCAGUGAGAGUCUGGUUGGAGUCCAUGUCUGGAGAGCCCGGCGAGGAUGAAGACCUGGAGGCAGAAGCAGACAGCCCAGAUAUAGAACCUGGUACAGAGAUGGAUCAGGAUGACAUCCCUUCAGAUGCAGAAGCUGAGGCUCGUUUGCACCAAUCAGAGCAUGUUGAAGCUCUUCCUGAAGAAGACAAGAAAUCAGAGAGUGUGGAAAUGGCCUCCAGUAUUGAGCCAUCCAGCAGCAGCCCAGUGCAGAAAGAAGAUGUCAUCCUUUCCCCUCUCAAACCAUCACCAGGGCCUGAGACACACAUACCUCUUGUGAAGUCUCCCGGCACUCGCUUUUUCCCUGAACCGUUCAUACCUGAGGAAACGAAGCCUGACAGGACUACUCCUUCUCCAGCUGCCAAGAGCCCGCCGUGCCCUUCCCCUGCUCCUGUCCACGAUCAUUUUACUGUCUCUUCUCCUAUUUCUCCUCCUGCUGCCGCUUCUCCUGUCAAUGUCUCUGCCUCGUCACCUCCCAGUUCACCCAGCAAAUCACCCAUCGCCUCUCCACUCAAGCCCGCAAUCAAGUCACCUGUCAGAUCCCCUGUCAAAUCUCCAGUUAGCUCACCAAUUCGCUCCCAGCCCACCCCCCUGCCAGAGACUUGCCCACCGAAAUCUCCGGUCUACCCUCACCGCUCCAUUUGCCCUCUCACGGGUAACCCGCUCUCCCCAAUCUGUGCCCAGCCUUUGCCUUGUCAGGAACCGUCGUCGCCCCUCACCUCCGAUUCUCCCGUUAGAACUCAGCCUGUCCCCGCAGUCACUUCAACGCCCAUGACCAAAGCUGACGAGGACACAUCGGAGCACUCAAAGUCCAUAGAUUCCUCAACAGAGGAAACUCCCUCUAAAAAGACGGAUAUCAUUGAGGAGUUUUGGUUAAAGAGUGCUGAGAUAAGAAAAAGCCUGGGUCUGACUCCUUUGGAUCGCAGUAGCAAAAUUUUAGAGAAGAGUGUUGUUAAGGCUCCAACACAGGAACCAACUCCUGUCAAGACACAGUCUCCCGAUGUGUCUGAGGAACAGAAGCCUGCCUUCACUGGCCGCGCUGUCAUUCGCAGACUCAACAUCACUCUUGAGGGUCAGGUCAUUACUCCCAUUGCACCUGCGGAGCCCAAGAGUAAUGGCUCCGAUAAGAGAGACCUCAGCAGCAGCUCUGGCCUGGGGUUGAAUGGGAGCCUGGCCACGAGCCAGAUGGCAAACAGUGACAGCUACAACAUGUCUGACUCCACUAUGCUCACCCCGCCCUCCAGCCCACCACCACCUGUGCCUGCUAAUCAGUCUCCAGCCGUGCUCAGGCAGCAGAGACAUCAGGUGUCCUGGAGCAACGGAACAGAAAAACCUCCACCUGAGCGUGCCAAAGAGCCGGCGAAAACCAAGAAUCCUGUUCCUACGCCAAGGACCCAGUUGAGCCCUGUGUCUGCACCCAAGCCUGCACCCAGGAAAGUCCCGUCACCGCAGGCAGAGCCAGAAGCAGCUCCAGUGGUCGUCAUGAGGGAGAAGAAGAAGCCUCGACCGGUGGAGAUGAGGAAGUCAUUUGUGGAGACGGUGGAGGAGAUUCCGUUUGCCGAUGACGUGGAGGAGACGUAUGAUGAGCGGACGCCAGAGACGAGCAUGAACAGGUAUUAUACUCCACCCACCAGCAAGCCCAGCAGGGAAAGACCUCCUCUGCAUUUGGCUCUAGCGAUGGAAAAUGGUAAACCCAAUAUCCAAAGCAAUCAGGCCUCUAAGACACAGAGGGCAACUCAAUUCUCUCCAGAGGCAAAGGAGAUUGCUGAAGAGAGAAUGAGGGCCAGAGAAAAGUCUGUCAAGAGCCAGGCACUAAAGGACGCCAUGGCCAAGCAGCUAAACAAAAUGAAAGAAUCUGACGUUGACAAGGGUGCCUCACCUAAAGUGGCCUGGAGUGUGACCCCGGAUACCGCAGGAAAAAGUAAAAAGUCAGUCGGAUCUCCGAAGACAUCGGCCGUGAAAGCCCUGGAGUCGAAGAAGGCCGAGACCAUACCGGAGCGUUUCUUCAGCAGCAACAAGAGUCUGGACAGCUCGGUGGCUUCGUCCGACGGCUCCUCUACGAGUAAGAGCAAGAAACGAAGUUCCCUCUUCUCGCCGCGCAAGAACAAGAAGGAGAAAAAAGCCAAGAACGACAGCAGCAGGGUCUCCGGCACGGACGAGACACCGCCCAAACAUAAGUCGUUAUGGAAGGCUGUGUUCUCAGGGUACAAGAAGGACAAAAAGAAGAAGGAUGACAAAUCGUGUCCGAGCACGCCGUCCUCAAGCUCCACCACUCAGGACUCUGGGAAGAGAACAUCGCCCCCUGGGAGAUCGUCAGACUUGAAAUCACGCAGAAACUUGAGCUUCUCUGAGGACUCGGACCUGUCCUGUGACGACGUUCUGGAGAGAUCCUCCCAGAAGUCUAAGGCAGAUUCUGUUUAUGUUCCUCACGCACUGGCGUUCAAGAGAUCAUACGCCACAAAGAAAACCUACACAGAGGAAGAGCUGAAUGCCAAGCUGACACGAAGAGUCCAGAAAGCUGCGCGACGACAAGCCAAGCAGGAGGAACUGAAGAGGCUGCAUAGAGCCCAGAUUAUCCAGAGACAGUUGGAGCAGGUGGAGGAGAAGCAGAGGCAGCUGGAAGAACGGGGCGUAGCUGUGGAGAAAGCUUUGAGAGGAGAAGCAGGAUUGUAUAAAGGUACUUAUACAUUACCCAAACAGCACAAAAGAAGAUCAGACUAUUGGGGAGAUUCUAAUUACAGUGAAAUCCUGGACUUGCAUCUGGGCGGCAUGGGCAAGAAGGACGAUCCUAAGCUAAUGCAAGAGUGGUUCAAGCUGGUGCAGGAGAAAAAUGCCCUGGUCCGCUACGAGUCAGAACUCAUGAUAUUUGCCAGAGAGCUGGAGCUGGAGGACCGACAGAGCCGACUGCAGCAGGAACUCAGGGAACGAAUGGCUGUGGAAGACCACCUGAAGACGGAAAAGGAGCUUGCUCAGGAAAAGCAGAUCCUGAAUGAGAUGUUGGAGGUGGUGGAGCAGCGCGAUGCCCUCGUGGCCCUGUUGGAGGAGCAGAGGCUUCGGGAGAAGGAGGAAGACAAGGACCUGGAGGCUGUCAUGCUCUCCAAAGGCUUCAACCUCAACUGGGCCUGAGAGGAGUGACAUAAUUGCUCAUCAGUUUCCGUGAAAAGUGGUCGACUGGUGAUUUGGCGUUCUCUGCCUCACGUGGUCAGAAUAGUCUGCCUAACACCGAUACGGGCAGAGUUUGUCUGAAACUGUCACACCUGCAGCAGUGAAUGUGUAAAGAUUUCCCCGCCACACACAGACAAACACUACGGCUGCUUCUGACACUGAAGCAGUCUGAAACGUUUACAUAUCCUCUGCCCAAAGGCAGUUCUAGUUAAUCACUCUGCAGUUUUGCUUGGGCUCUCUCUCUGUGGGUGGAGAGGCGAGCACAUUCGCAAUUUUAUCAUCACAGCCUUGAAGUGGAUCCUCUCAAGCAAGAGGGGGGGGGGCCUUUGAGAAAUGUUGAAAGACUUUUUUCAUUCUCGAUUGUCUAAAGGGAAGAAUGCAGUUUGGUCCUGCUGAUGUAAAGGAAUUGUAAAGAAUUGUGUUUUUGUGUAUAGUUGUGUAGAGCAAGUCACGUUUUCAGCGGAUGAAGUUGUUCUCUUUUCUGAAAAAGGACUGCUACAGAGGUGUGAAUAAAAGCUGGAGCGAUGUCUCCAGGCUCAGUCUUUUCAGUCUUGACUGUAGGAAGAACAUCCUCUGCUGAAGCUGCCUUUCUAUCUAGUGAUAAACUUCAGUACCCUAAUGAACCACAAACCACCCCCCCACCCCCCCACAGUGUUUAGUGAGUCAACACAAAGAACCCAUUUAAUAUGGCCAUGUUUUUUUAUGUAUUUAUUAUUUUUGUUUGCUUUUAACAGAUAAACUUUUUUUUGUUGUGCGUUCACAGGAGAGUGCCCAGAAACUCAUUAUCUUGCACAUGUGCAUAACUCCCAUGCAACCAUAAGCCAUUGCAUGUCAGGAAUGAAGGCUGCAGGCACAUAGAAGAUCUUUACAUUGUCUUUGAUAGCUAGACAUAGAAUAAAGACUUAUACUAUAUGUGAGCAUUUAAUCACUUGACAUGACUCGAUAAUGAUGGGCCUCUCUGUGAGAUGCCAUUCACUGUACAUCACACUGACCAUUACUGUUUACAAAUACUUCCAUAUUCAAUACUGGAUUUUUAUGUUUCCUACUUUGGUAAACAGUAGCGAGCUAAACCCGUCUUUUCCAGUUCAGAGAGGUUUCUACCAUACGUGUUAACAUUGUGGUGUUGUUAUAAUUCAUGAAUCUGAUGUCACUGUUGCUAAUGGGGAAAUCAGUGUAGCUCACAUCACUCAUUUUGUGCCACAGGACUUUCUCUGUUGGUGGAUAUGCAAGGAGAACACCACAAGAACAUUCACACUACACAUCACUUAGAUCAGUACAUGGCAGUGUUAAUCCUUCACCCUUGAACAAGAUGCCUUUUUCAUUUUUCAUUCUUGAUAUUUAUAUUUUUUUCUGAGUUUACUUGUUUUUGAGGUAGUCACAUCUGUGUAUCCCACUGGAACUCAAGAUUUUUACUUUUUUUCAAAUUUUUAUACAGCAGAUCCCCAAGAAAACAAAAAUAGGAUUUUAAAUUGGGGCACUGAAGUAAUGCAGGGUGCUUUAUGAGCAUCUUGCAUCAGACAGGAACAUUAUGGUUUAUCUGGUGGGUAGUCAAAUCUAAUAGCCUUUUUGACAACUGUAAAAUAAUAAUAAUCCAAGUAGUCACUGUUUUACAGCACAGAAACACUAGAGGCUAUAUUUAUGACUUGGUAUGAGCUGUAAAUAAAAAAAAGUUACAUAAUUUUAAGGGUUUUUGUUUUAGAUGGUGUGUGAUAAGUUUGACAUGAUUGUAUUGAUAUUUAUUAACGUGUGCAAACUGUAUUAUAUGUAAAAAAAAAAAAAAAAAAGAAAAAGAAAAAAGAAUCCUAAUUUUUAAACUGUUCUGUUGACACGACUCAUAAUGUAAAUGCUUCAUGUAGCUAAAAUGCAUAGGGGUGUUGGAUGUAUGCUGAAAACGGCAAUAAAACAAUGCAGUUCUUUAAAA